GCUAGACGGUCUAUUGCGACCCACUUUACUGGUUGCACACAAAACUUGAAACGCGGGACCGACGGAAUAUCACAUCUGGAGCGUCUGGUUUUUGUCAUGGAUGAUGGUGCGCUAAUAGAGCAGAAAAAACGUCAGAUUAUCGACUGUGUCGAGGGCGAUUGCGACGUUACACUGCUCCGGGAAUUUUCUAUCACCCUUUAUGGUCUUAUUGAUAAUCAGGUUCGCAGAAAGGUCUGGCCAUUGAUCGUUGGUGUUUCAGCCGAUAUUUUGCCCAUUUUUGACGACGACUGUUUGAAAGCACAUCCUAGCUAUCACCAGGUCGAUCUAGAUGUCAAUCGCUUGGACUCUCUAUUGCCGGCUAACACUACCGCCGAAGAUAAGUCUGAGGUCAAAGCCACAAUGAUGCGGCUAAUCAUUUCUGUACUGUUGGACAACCCCACAGCACAUUAUUAUCAGGGCUUCCAUGAUAUCUGCUACAUCUUUCUCUCCGUCCUUGGAGAAACGGGCGCCCGAGCAGUACUUAACCGAAUUCUCCCCACGAGAUUGAGUUUGUUCAUGGAGCCUUCAAUGGAGAGCACGGUAGAGUAUAUGCAGUUAAUCUUCGCACUCCUCACCCGUCUACGACCCACGUUGGCCGCCAAUCUGGAAGCCGUUGGCCUUGGCCCGCAUUUCGCUUUGGCUUGGAUUGUCACCUGGUUUGCUCACGUGUUGCCGGAGAUGGACGAUGUCCGCCGUCUGUUUGAUCUAUUCCUUGCGACGGAUCCCAUCAUGUUGAUCUAUCUCUCCGUUGCGGUACGCUGCUCUUGUUUUUAUCGGGAAGUUGGUCCCUCCGGCUCCACCUUCGUCACAGCUUCUUCCUGGACCGGCUUCGAAUUGGCUGCCUUCGUCGACUUGAAUGCUGAUCGCCAAAUGGAUGUCAUCCAGAUUGCUGCGAAUGGAACAGAUUUGUUCGCUUCUGUCGCGCCACCCAGUGAAUCCAGGUUCAAAUUCGAUACAUCCACCGUGCCCAAUCUACCUGAGCCUAUGCUACUUUUUUCGCCCGGAUUCACGCAGCCGAUUGUCAGCGUUGCUGCGGCCGAUUUUAAUGGCGACUCGGUGGCUGACUUACUCUUACUUACGGCAACGUCCCCCAAGGGGCCCUUCACAGCGCACAUCGCUUACGGAGAAGUGGGAUCGAAGCGUGGACUUUUCGGUUUACCCACUUUUCCCGUUGGGGUCUUCACGGCACAACCUUUGGUAUGCGAUCUUAAUUCUGAUUCCGUGGCGGAUAUACUGGGCGAAACAGCUACUGGACUUCGUUUCAUCAUGUUUGGUGGACCAAAACCUCGUAUUCAACUUAUUCCAUACAAUGGACCUUCCUGGUCAACUCUCAGCUAUUCGGCUUUUGGCGAUGUCAACCACGACACUAUCCCAGACGUGCUUAUCUUGGUCGAGCAGAACGGUCAUCCCAAGAUUCAACUCAUUAUUCGUGACUUGUCUUCCAUUCCUGGCCUCCCCGACAUGUCAACCGCACCAUUGAUAGAUCUGCCACACAUCUUGAGCACUGGUAAUGAAUUGAUUCUGGGGCUCUUUGCACUGGGUGAUUUUGAUGCCGACGGAAAAGUGGACCUUUUACUAACUGCUUGUACAAGCUCUUCUUGCAUGGGAUCCAGCCACAUUUUUCUAUAUGAUUUCGCGUCAGCUACGUGGUCGCCAGUAUCUGUGACUUGGGAACCAUUCGGUGUCCAACCUCAGUACUCCUGGGCAUUGGCCCCAUCCCCCGCGGGUGUGCUGGCCACCAGUGCCCUUGUCGGCCCAACUGUUGGUGAUAUCGAUUUGGACGGCAAGCUGGAUAUUGGGGUCGCACUGACCUAUUCUGCUAGCUCUGGCACUUUCACUGGUACCGUUCCAGCUGUUCUGUUGAAUCAAGGUCGCGACGCCAAAAGCGGUUUACUUAAAAUGCUUGCUUCCCUGCUUCCAGGGGCUGAGCUCCCAGCUGGAAGCGACAGUGUUCGACAAGUGUCCUUCUUCCAUCACCAAGAUCAGGGUAAGCUGGAUCUGUUUGUAGUGACCAUGAGCCACCGAGUUCCGACUAUUUCCCUUCUCGUCCAACAAAUGGUGAACGAUUUUUAUUUUAUCAAGAUCACAAUACUUAAUGGCCUUUGCGCCGAUGUCAGUUCUUGCACAGAUCGUCGCCUACCCUACGGUUUUCCGGUCCCGGGUCAAAGCUCCUCCUAUGAAACUGAAAGUGCUAGCGGUUCCAAACUCACAUCGGCCGGCUUACUUGGUGUACAAAGCUGUUGCAGCGCGCUUCAGCUACCUUCCAUAGCCUACGGUCUCGGCCCAUUCGCCAACUAUGUGGAACAAGUUUCCGUGGCUAUUCCUCCGAAUUCUUCUAAAUUGCGCAAGUUAACGAUCCCGGCCCUGAUACCCAACUCCGAAGUUUUUGUCAACCCGUAUCCACUUAACCAACCUGAUCGGUGGACAGCCAGAUUGUUUCUACAACCACUGUACAACAUGAAAGUGUUGUACAUCGCUAUCACCCUCAUUUGUGUGUGUGUUGCCUUGGUCAUCGUUAUCGGAAUCCUUUUGUGUUUGGAGCUACGCGAAGAUCGCAAAGAGCGACAGCGCGAAGCGCAACGUUUCCACUUUGAUGCCAUGUGAUUCGUGGAUCGCUCGAACCCGCCUUCUCACUUUCCUUGUCAACCGUGACGUGCCCCGUUGCACUCCACUUUGUGAUAUCCGUUCUCCAACCAGUCGUUUACCCUCUGCCCUCACACAUUCCACACAAACACUUCGCCGUUACUUGAAGAGCCACACUCGCUUCUUGUUAUCGAGUUCGAUUUCAUACAAACCUGUAUGUGAAGCGUUUCUGCUUCAUUGUUCGCCUCUGACCUCAGAGUUCACAUAUCCUCUUCCUUUCAUUUUCUCAUUGCGUCCAUUAUGCAAUGUUCUUUGCGUUCUCAUCAGUUUUUGAUCUCUGUUCAAAUCUCUUCUCUAACAAAUCGCCUCCAUUUUGAUACCAGAAAUCGAACGUGUUGAAUGCCACAGGGUAAACGCUUACUCAUCAAUUACUAACCUUUUGACUCACGAAUUGGUAAAACAUUAACAAUAAAAUCUUGUAUGGGUUUUUAUGCCACGGUACGUAUUGGCUUGCGUUCGGCAGAGCCAAUCGUCCGAAUCCGGUUCAUUUAAACCAGAAAUGUAUGGUGUCGGCGUGGACCGCUUCAUCGUUUAAAUGAAUAACAUGAUAAAUAAAUUGGAUUAUGCUAACUCCCAAA
Dicrocoelium dendriticum is the source of this 3260-nucleotide messenger RNA. Lineage: Eukaryota; Metazoa; Platyhelminthes; Trematoda; Plagiorchiida; Dicrocoeliidae. The record is from the annotation of a GenBank genome assembly.